Schizosaccharomyces cryophilus OY26 is the source of this 1748-nucleotide messenger RNA. RefSeq names its product ubiquitin-protein ligase E3. The coding region runs from base 209 to 1567 and encodes 452 amino acids. The record is from RefSeq and is a predicted model, not a curated record. NCBI's taxonomy places the organism in Eukaryota, Fungi, Ascomycota, Schizosaccharomycetes, Schizosaccharomycetales, Schizosaccharomycetaceae. The transcript is spliced from 2 exons.
UGUCGAUUUUAGGUUCAACGUCAACAGAUCGCUAUUUGGAAAGAAACGUGGUAGGAAAGGACGAAGCAUUUUGAGUAGGUAUAAGAAGACAUUGAGUACUUUUACCGGCUUCCAUCGACGCUGAGAAAAGGGGUUUAUUUACUUGAAUAGGAUUGGUCAAGUUUGUAAACAACAAAGUAGGAGUGGAGAACUGUCUUUUAUAAAGGUGAUGGUAAUAAAGGAGAGCGAUUCUGAAUUGUUGUUUCAUGGAAAAGAUGUGGAAAAGGACUCGGAAGUCAUGAACGAAGCAGUAAACGAUUCAACAUUGCUCACAAACGAAAAAGCAGAUGAAGAAGGGAAUGAAAACGGAUACAUGGAUUUUAAUUCAAAAAAUGACAUAAAAGAAACAAUUCAGAUGCCGUCAAACGCGGAAUUACCCUCAUUUUUGGCAAAACUAAAAAAAACAAUAGAUUGUCCUAUAUGCACAGAAACACUUCAAAGACCUUUUACUACGUCGUGCGGACAUACUUAUUGUUACGAGUGUCUAAAAAGCUGGUUAAAGGAAUCGAAAUCAUGUCCCACUUGUCGUCAAAAGAUUCAUACCCAACCAUCUCCAGCGUAUCUUGUCUAUGACUUGAUGGGCGUGAUUGCUAGUGUAGAUCCGACCUUAUCAUUGCUAAAGAUCAGGGACGAUCCAUCAAAACGGCAGGAAGAGGUUUUGUUUGAUGGAAUAUUCCAAGGUACCGAGCCUCUGUACCCUACGGGCAUUCUCCAGGAUGCAGAAGAUGGAGUCUUAAGGUGUGCACGCUGCCACUGGGAAUUGGAAAAUCCUUACCAUUGUGACCAUUGUGGGUUUCAGAUUUCGGAUGAGGCCGACUCCGACCGGGAAUGGUUCUGGGAUAAUGAAGAUCUUGAAAGUGGAGGCAGUGAAGAAGAGACCCGAAGACGGGCAAAUCUUUCGCGGAGACCGCCGAUUACAGCUGUUCCAGAAGACUGGAUAGGAUUUGGAGAAGAAGCAGAAUCUGAUUUUUCUGGUGCGGGUGAUUAUGACUUGGAUGAUGAAUUCAUUGAUAAUCGCAAUGCGAGCCAGUUGUCCCCUAUUGAGAACAAUGAGGAUGAUUUUAUUGUUCCAGACGAAGAAGUAGAUGAACCCAACUUGGCAUCUCAGGUCGAAAGGUCUGGAAGUGAUGGUGAGGCUUCAAAUCAAGACAUCGACACAGAAGAGCUUGAAAAUAGAAAAAAUGAAGAGUUAGCUAGGGAGCUGUAUGAUUUGUAUGAUGAAAGCAGCGAUUACCAAAGACAUGGAUACUCAACAGAAGGGGAUCGCCCCUUAAAAAGAAGUCGACAUUCUCGACCUAGAUCGACAUCAAUGUUAAUUGACGAUGAUGAAGAAGACGUUGAUGACGAAGAAAUGCCUCAAUUUGGGCCACAUUUGAAUGCUGCCUUGGAAAGAAAUGAAAAUAGAUUUGAUGUUGACGAAGAUGUCACCGAUUCCUUUUCUUCUUAUGCUGCUUCAGCUGCUCCAUCCCGAAAACCGUCACGUCGGACGCGGACGAUCCACGUUGAUUCUGAAGAUGAAGAAGAGUAAUGUCAUAUGUAAAAACUACUAGAUACCGUUUCCCUUAAUGGCUCUGUUCAUCCUUGUCUGCUUUAUGUAUACUGUAUUAUUAUGAUUAUUUUUUGUUUCAGUAAAUAAAUUUACUACUUAAGUUACAGUGUCGUUGGGUUCGCUACAAUCGCUUAUCUCAAAACAUCACUACGUAGAACAC